AUGGACCAAUCGGAGGCCAGCUCUCCAGGCCUCCACACGGGGUCAGCCCAGAUGCCUGAUCAGCAUAAUCGUUGUAAGGCCUCUCUUGCCUCGCGCUGGCCUCGCUCUCAACUCCAAACUCGUGCAUUCGCCUGCCUGCUCUACCCACACCUAUCACACACUCUCUCUCUCUCUCUCUCCCGUUGCUCAAGGAGUCUCCUGACACUUCGGCCUUCCUACUCGCCAACACGCCCGUCGGCACGUCAGCUCGUCAACCCGUCAGCCAGCCGAACAGCCGAACAGCCGAACAGCCGACCAGCCAGACUGCCAAACGGGUCGGCUGCCUUAGUCAGGGCAACGGGGUCGAGCGGUUACAGAUUUGCGCUCAUCCUCAACCUCUUCGGUAAGUGCUCCAUUUGCUUGCAACUGCCAUCUUCCCAUUUCGGGACAAAGGCGCCAACCACAUGGAAACUGUCCGAGGCAGUUAUGACAGCGGACAGGGAGGCAGAUCGAGUGGGAUUCGCUUGGAUACAUGUUAUUCACGAACCCGAGUAUAGGCAGACUCACUUAGAUCCGCUUUGA
Protopolystoma xenopodis is the source of this 561-nucleotide messenger RNA. The record is from the annotation of a GenBank genome assembly. NCBI's taxonomy places the organism in Eukaryota, Metazoa, Platyhelminthes, Monogenea, Polystomatidea, Polystomatidae.